AUGCUGACCCACAUGCAGAUAUCCGAGCUUCGUGACAUCAUUGAGAGCUCCUCCGACGAGGAUGACUCUCCAGACGCCGGUCACACUUCUGGGAUCCUGACAGAGAGUGGCAUCCUUGGAGGCAGCAUUGACUCUUGGUUCCUUGAUUCCUUUCGCCUCCAAUACACUCAACCUUCCAUCACUGAAGCUUUGUGGGCAGUAUAUUUAGAGAAUGUCGCGCCGCUCAUUGCCAUUCUUCAUCGGCAAUCUAUGGCCACGAUUAUCCAGAGUACAUGCUCAGGGCUCGCAUUGACCCCCUCGGAUGAGGCACUGCUGUACUCCGUCUACUUUGCAGCAGUGGUCAGCAUGAAACCAGAAGUUUGUGCUUCUGUUCUGAACGUCGAUCAUGAUACAGCUGUGCAAGACUGUAAAAAGGCAGUGAGCCAGGGCCUCCAACGGGCCAACCUACUUAAGUGCCAGAGUCUAUCCACCCUCCAGGCUGCUGUGCUAUCCUUACUCUGUUGUCGUGUGGGCGGUGAUACUCGCCUUGUUUGGGCCGAGUCUGCCGUUGUGAUACGAUUAGCACAGGCCCAAGGUGUGCACCGGGAUGGAACUAACUUCAGAUUGUCUCCAUUCGAUAUUGAGAUCCGACGUCGGCUAUGGUGGCAUAUCUGCAUGCUGGACAUGUUGUCUUCCAGGGACCAAGGUAUUGAUACCCAGAUCAGGCCCGAAAUGUUCGACACAAAGUUCCCCAUCAAUAUUGAUGACCACGACCUCACACCACAGAUGACCCAGCAGCCCGAGUCAAAAACUGGUUUCACCAACAUCACAAUAUGCGUCAUGAACUGCUCCAUCAUGACCGAGAUGCUCUGGUCGCCGCAUUCAGGUGAUUCCAACGAAUCCACCCAAGACAAAACAACCCACAUCACAGCCUUGGGGAAGCGCCUCCACGAGCAAUAUUUGGACCAUUUCAAUCUUGACAUUCCCAUCCACUGGGUCUUUGCAACGAUAGUCCGCCUCCAGCUCUCCCAGGCCUGGCUAGCAGCACACUUCCAAUCCGGACAGAACCCGCAAAUUCUACGACAUGACGAUCGAGUGUUCCAAAUGGCAGCCGAAAUUUUACAAUUCGCCUACCUGCUACAGACCAACGAAGCUACCUCCCAGUGGAGCUGGCUCUGUAAAAGCCACAAAGAGUGGCACGUUGUUGCGUUUAUUCUCUCGGAAUUAUGUGUUCGUCCAUUGAACCCCGAGACAGAUAGUGCAUGGGAUGUGGUGAAAAACAUGUAUGACCUAUGGCAGCGAAAUCAUUCGUGCUCUGAUGCAUUGCUCGAAAAGCCGCUGGAUCGGCUGAUGGAGCGGACGACUGCUUCGCGGGCGGGUAGAGCGCAUACUACACCUUCUGUUGAUCAAGCCGAUACACCCGCGAUGUACUCUUUGGGGGCUGGUUCCGGUGAGGAAUUUGAUUGGAAUGAAAUUCCAGAAGCAUUUGCAGACAUGGAUUGGCUUGGCGAUUCUUGGUUCUAG
Molecule: messenger RNA, 1503 nt
Organism: Penicillium brevicompactum
Lineage: Eukaryota; Fungi; Ascomycota; Eurotiomycetes; Eurotiales; Aspergillaceae
Product: fungal specific transcription factor domain-containing protein
Exons: 1
Coding region: 1-1503 (500 amino acids)
Biological process (GO): DNA-templated transcription
Molecular function (GO): zinc ion binding; DNA binding
Source: RefSeq, a predicted model, not a curated record